Racocetra fulgida is the source of this 141-nucleotide messenger RNA. The record is from the annotation of a GenBank genome assembly. Lineage: Eukaryota; Fungi; Glomeromycota; Glomeromycetes; Diversisporales; Gigasporaceae.
GCCAAUUUGAUCAAUUUGACCAAUUUGACCGUGGUCAAGUUACACUUUUAGCUACUGAUAAUCAAUCAGACCAAUUUGACCACGGUCAAAUCAGCCGAACUGCUGAUAAUCAAUCAGACCAAUUUGACCGCGGUCAAAUCA